Miscanthus lutarioriparius is the source of this 618-nucleotide messenger RNA. The record is from the annotation of a GenBank genome assembly. Lineage: Eukaryota; Viridiplantae; Streptophyta; Magnoliopsida; Poales; Poaceae.
AUGCAGCCUCCCGUCACGCCGCCGGUAGCCACCGGAGCAGCCACGCCGGCUCCGCCACGAGCCAUCUACUCCCAGCCGUCAUCAUCACCAUUAGCAAUCGCAUCGACAAAGACAGGCAGGCGGCAGCUGCUGGUGUCGUCAGCACUGCUCCUCGCGGCCAGCAGCAGUGCCAGUACCGCCGCCGGCGCGCAGGCUGCAGGAGAGGAAGGAGGUUUGGCAGGGUACAGUGGGCCGCCGCCGGUGGUGACGGAGGCGGAGCGCGCGGCCAGCGCGGCCGUGUCGCGGCGCGUCGGGGAGGCCGUGGGGCUGCUGGAGCUCGGGCGGGAGCUGCAGGCACGCGGGGAGUUCCCGGAGGCGCUGGCGUCGUUCACGCGCGUGGUGCGGGAGUACGCGGACCUGGCGCUGUCGGAGUAUGCGCGGGUGGGGCGGGCACUGAUCCACGCGGCCCUGGCGGCGGCGCUGUACGCGGACAAGCACGCGGCGCUGCUGGCGGAGAACCAGUUCGCCAUCGCGACGCUGCUGGACCCGCACUACACGGACCUCGCCUACGUCCGGGAGACCAAGCACUGGCCGCCCAGCCUCGUUGCAUCACUCCACGACUUCAUCACACUCUCCUAG